Molecule: messenger RNA, 4161 nt
Organism: Adineta steineri
Lineage: Eukaryota; Metazoa; Rotifera; Eurotatoria; Adinetida; Adinetidae
Source: the annotation of a GenBank genome assembly
AUGACUUAUAGUUCAAGAAUAAUUUUACCUUUUGCGUUAUGGUCUGAAACACCUCCAUCAUUAUCUGUAUCAUCAUUGUUUAUAAAUUCCGCAAGUGAUGAUCUUAUUACGGGUACAAAUGAUGGUUUUAUCGUCUGUUGGAAAAUCGUUGCAGAUCAUCAAAAAAUCAUUCCAAGAUUAAUGUUAAUUGGUCAUACAAAUCAAGUAUCAUUUAUUGUUGGUUCAACAUUAAAUCAUAAACUCGAUCAGUUUGUUAGUAUUUCAGAUAAUGAUGGACAAAUUAAAUUAUGGAAUAAUGAAGAUGGUCGAUGUAUCGAACAUACACGAACUAAUCUUAAACAUCGUUCAGUUCAAUGUUUUAAUUAUCAAUUAACAAAUGAAAAUUUUCUUAUAUGUUGUGGGUGUUAUUCAGAAAUUCUUAUUUAUGAUAUGCGUACACUUGAAAUGAAAUUUACACUUACACCUUCGCAUGUUGACGGAGAUUGGAUAUCAACAUUUUUUAUUUUACAAAAAGCGAAUGCGCCAGAUGUUAUUAUUACUAUUGGAUUACUUGAUAGUGGUUGUGUAAAAUUAUGGGCAUUUGAUCCUCGUACAGUAACAUCGAAUACUGCUAUUGAAGGUACAAGCGUAGGAAAUAAUAAUAGUAUUAUACCAAUUGAUCUUAAAGAACAUGAAAGUAAAGAAAUUCGAACACAAUUUGGUUCACUUAUUGUACCUUGUGAAGAAUGUCAAAGAAUGAUGCUUAUUGUUCAUGGUAAAGGUUGGCAAAUUUUUGAUGGAAUUGAUUUUACAGAAUUAUGUUCAUAUACAAUGAAUGAUAAAGAAAUGGUUAAAAAUGAACAUUGGAUACAUGGACAUUUUCCAACAUCAGAUUUAGUUAUACUUUUUUCAGCUCGAGGCUAUGCACAUGUUUUUCGACUUCCAGAAAAUGCGACAUUUGCAAAUCCAAAAUUUCGUUCCCAACAUAAUAAAACAGAUAUGCAAUUACCACAAUGGUUAUGUAGAUUAAAUGUUGGAAAUGAAUUAAAAUUAGCUCAGACACCCAUUUAUUUUUGCCAUACAAAAUUAAAACAAUGCCAUGUUUAUCGAGCUGAUACUUCUGGUCAAAUAUCUGUUUGGAAUAUAAAUUUAACACAAUUUUCCGCAACUCAUGAUAUAAUACCAACAUGGACAGUUUCUUAUGCAGAUGUUUGGGCAGAUGCAUUAAAAAAUGUUCAUACUAUACGAAGAGUUUUAAAUGAUAUAUUACCAAAGGAAGUGAAUAAAUUAACAGCAUCAUGUCAUAUGAUUACAAUGGAUCGUCUUGCAUUUGGAACUGAUACUGGACAAAUUUAUAUAGUUCCAGCAUUGAAACUUAUUUCAUAUCUUUUUAUAGAUAUUGAUGCUAAUAAAGAAAAUUUUGAAAGUCAAACACUUAGUGGUCAUAAUCAAACAAUAACAUGUUUAAUUCAUCCUCAUAGUGAAUAUUCACGUUAUGAUAUUCAACAUUUAUUAAGUGGUAGUAUUGAUCAUUCUAUACGUUUAUGGGAUUUAUCAACUGGUACACAAUUACAUAUGUUUACUGUUCAUUCCGGAUCUAUUCUUAUGUUUCACAUUCCACCACCAAUGCUUAAUGUAAAAGUGCAAUAUUGUAUAUGUUCUAUAGCUAAUGAUCAUAGUGUAGCAUUGCUAAAUUUAAAAGAACGUAAGACUGUUCUAUUAGCAAAUCGGCAAUCGUAUCCUGUUGUUGGACUUCGUUGGAGGAUAAAUGAUGAUUUUUUAUUAAUAAGAUGUUCAGAUGGAAGUUUAUAUGUUUGGCAAAUUGAAACAGGAAAUCUUGAUCGUGUUGCAAAUGGUGUUUUAGCUGAUGAAUUAUUUGAAUGGUAUAAUGAUCCAAGAAUACUUAGUGCUACUGGUGAUCUUCAAAAUGAUCCAAUAUCAACAGCAAUGACAUCAGCACAUUAUCUUCAAAUACGAUCAACUUGGAAAAGACGAGAUUAUGAUCAAAUUAGAAAAUUAAAUAGAAAAUUUGGUGGUCCACGUCAUGAUUUAAUGGGUACAUCAUCAUUUAAACAUACAGAAUAUCGUCUACCAAUUGUAAUUCAACAAUUUCAUACAAAUCUUGGCGAUGAUUUAUCAAUGCUUAUUCUUUUUGAUUUACUUCAAUUAAUCAGUCAAAUAAUUGUAUUCGAUCUUGAAAAACAACACGCUCAAAAUCCUAAAUAUAUCGAAAUAGCAAAUAAAGAUACUCGUGCACAAUUAACUCAAACAUCGAAAUCAUUAGCUAUGGUAUCGAAUUUUCUUGUUUCAUUACUACAUCCAUGGUCAUUUGAUAAAAAUAUGGAUAAAGUUUGUCAAGAACGUCUUCAACUUAAUCGUACAAAUCGUUUCUUAUCCUAUGGAAUAUUAAGUAAGAAUGAUCAUUUAACUAUUGUCUUACCAACAUGGCAAAAAUAUUUAAACGAUAAUGUACCUGAAACAUUUUUACCUAAUCCAACAACUACACUCAUUUUAUUUGAUGGAAUGGAAGUAAAUGAAGAUGAAGCAUUAAAACAAAAACAAGAACGAAUUGAAACUUAUGUAUAUCAUUGGCGAUGGUCAUAUUCUUCGAUUCUUAAUACUGAACAUCUAUUAAGUUUAGUAACAAUGGUUUAUAUAUUAAUGAAUUGUGAUCGUUGGAUUAGUAAUCUAUCAAAUGAUCAGAAUGACCAAGCACUUUUAGCACAACGAGAAGGUUGGAGUAGAUUAUUGCAAUUUUAUUGUUCAGAUAUGCUUGAACAAUGUCAAACAAAAGUUUUUCAAUCAUUAUCAAUAGAAAUUUUAUGUUCACAUUGGCAAGAUUUAUGUUUAGAAUUACGUGAUGCUUCGAGAAAAUUAUUAGAAAAAGAACUUGAUCAUUUACAUAAAAAUCAGGAUGCAUGGCAUAUUUUUAUUUCUAAAUGGUCGAAUCUAUUUAAUCAAUCAUAUAAUAAAGAAACUGAUGGAGCUUUAUAUGAUCAAGAUAUUCGAGAUAUAUUUCUUGAUGAUAUUACUUUUAAUAAUGAAACAACAACUACAACAGCUAAUCAACAAUAUAAAACACAACAAUUAUUAUCUAUUAUUCUUAUCGGUAUUGUUGGUGCACGAUAUGGACAAGAAGUUGAACAAUCAAAACAAGCAAAUACAUUAAUUAAAGGAUUUACUGUUGAUAGUCCUGAAAUGAUUUUAAAAUUGAGUCGUGUUCUAACAAGUCUUUUAUCUCCAUCGAAUUUCGAUCAUAUUCCAUUACAUAGUUUUAUUCGUCGAACAGCGAUUGAUUUAAUUGGUCGUGGUUAUACAAUAUGGGAACCUUAUAUAGAUAUUGGACAAGUAUUAUUAACAUUACUUGAUUUAUGUGCUAUUAGUGAUAGUUCAACAGUAACAAGCAAUGUUCUAAGUGGAAUAUUAACACCUAAAAGUGAUACAUGUUUAACAGCACGAACUGCAUUAACAUUAAUUGCAACAUCUCGUUCAAAUGUGGUUAUUAUAACACUUGCACGUGAAAUUGCUAAACAUGCGCUGGUACAAUCAGGAACAGCAUCAUCGUCAACAGCACGUACAGUAACACCAUCACAAACAUCAAUAACAAUUAAAAAUGAACAAAAAAAUGAUAUACUUCGUCUUAUCAAAAUUCUUAUUGAAAAAUGUCCACAUGAUGUUGCAGACUUAAUUCUUGAAGUUACAGAUAUUACUUUAAAUUGUAUUGAUUUAAGUACUCUUCGACAUAAAGGUGUUCAAGCUGUACCAGAAACAUUUGGAUUAUUAUUAAGAUAUCCGAUGGUGACCUUUUGUCAUGAAUCACCAAAAUUAUGUGUUGGUACUAAAACUGGUGUUCUUGCUUUAUAUGAUUUAAAAACACCAAAAUAUCAACCAUUUCAAGCUCAUCCAAAAAAUGAAACAAUUACAUGUAUAGAAUUUUCACCGGAUGGAAAAUAUCUUGCUUCAUAUUCCGCUUCCGCAGAAAUAUUAUAUUUUUGGCAAACAUCGGCAAAUACAUUUUUUGGUUCAUCAAAUACGAUUCAUCUUGUAUCGAGACAUGCCGCUCAACAACGUGAUCGUUCAAUUUCACCACCAACGAAAAAAGUUGAUCUUAAUUGGACUGAUCGUACGACUGUUCGAAUGUAUUGGCAUGCUGAUAAGAGCGAAAAGAAAUUUACAGUAUAA